CAAGCGAGAGGCUGGCGGAGGGAGCGGGCCGGAGCGGGCGGCCGAGGGGCGGGGGACAGGAAGGAGGGCGGCGGGCGCAGGGAAGGGGAGAGGUGGGGAGUGCGGGGGGAGCCGGCGGGCGGGGAGAGCGGCGGGCGGGGAGGGGAGCGCCUCCCCCUCGCCUUCAGCGCUCCGCUUCCCCUCGCCCGCUCCCGCGUCCGAGCGCGACCCGCUGCCGCCGCCGCCGCCGCCGCCACCGCGCCCGCCGCCGCCAGCAUGCCCGGCGUGGCCCGCCUGCCGCUGCCGCUGCUGCUCGGGCUGCUGCUGCUCCCGCGCCCCGGCCGCCCGCUGGAUUUGGCCGACUACACCUAUGACCUGGGCGAGGAGGACGACUCGGAGCCCCUGAACUACAAAGACCCCUGCAAGGCGGCUGCCUUCCUCGGGGACAUCGCCCUGGAUGAGGAGGAUCUGAGGGCCUUCCAGGUGCAACAGGCCUCAGACUUCAGACAGCGUACCAUCCGCAGGUCUUCCAUCACAGCUGCAGGUACACUGGGAAACUCCUCUACCCCCAGCUGCCAGCAGGCUAACGGGCAGCCUCAGAGGAGAAGCCCGGGGAGGUGGAGAAGCAGGUCCCGGAGCCGGCGGGCGGCGACGUCCAGACCGGAGCGCGUGUGGCCGGAUGGGGUCAUCCCCUUUGUCAUUGGGGGAAACUUCACCGGUAGCCAGAGGGCCGUCUUCCGGCAGGCCAUGAGGCACUGGGAGAAGCACACCUGUGUCACCUUCCUGGAGCGCACCGACGAGGACAGCUACAUUGUAUUCACCUAUCGACCCUGCGGGUGCUGCUCCUACGUGGGUCGCCGUGGUGGGGGCCCGCAGGCCAUCUCCAUCGGCAAGAACUGUGACAAGUUUGGAAUCGUGGUGCAUGAGCUGGGCCACGUCAUCGGCUUCUGGCACGAGCACACGCGGCCCGACCGGGACCGCCACGUCUCCAUCGUGCGCGAGAACAUCCAGCCAGGACAGGAGUAUAACUUCCUGAAGAUGGAGGUCCAAGAGGUAGAGUCCCUGGGGGAGACCUACGAUUUUGACAGUAUCAUGCACUAUGCCCGCAACACAUUCUCCAGGGGCAUCUUCCUGGACACCAUCGUUCCCAAGUACGAGGUGAAUGGGGUGAAACCUCCCAUCGGCCAAAGGACUCGGCUCAGCAAGGGGGACAUCGCCCAGGCCCGCAAGCUCUACAAGUGUCCAGCCUGCGGAGAGACCCUACAAGACAGCACAGGCAACUUCUCCUCUCCUGAGUACCCCAACGGCUACUCGGCCCACAUGCACUGUGUAUGGCGCAUCUCCGUCACACCUGGGGAGAAGAUCAUUCUGAACUUCACAUCCAUGGACCUGUACCGUAGCCGCCUCUGCUGGUACGACUACGUGGAGGUCCGAGAUGGCUUUUGGAGGAAGGCGCCCCUCCGAGGCCGCUUCUGCGGGGGCAAACUCCCUGAGCCUAUCGUCUCCACCGACAGCCGCCUCUGGGUUGAAUUCCGAAGCAGUAGCAACUGGGUCGGGAAGGGCUUCUUUGCCGUCUAUGAAGCCAUCUGCGGGGGAGAUGUGAAAAAGGACAAUGGCCACAUCCAGUCGCCCAAUUACCCCGACGAUUACCGGCCCAGCAAAGUCUGCAUCUGGCGGAUCCAGGUGUCCGAGGGCUUCCACGUGGGCCUCACCUUCCAGUCCUUCGAGAUUGAGCGCCACGACAGCUGCGCCUAUGACUACCUGGAGGUGCGCGACGGGCACAGCGAGAGCAGCACCCUCAUCGGGCGCUACUGCGGCUACGAGAAGCCUGAUGACAUCAAGAGCACGUCCAGCCGCCUCUGGCUCAAGUUCGUCUCGGACGGGUCCAUUAACAAAGCCGGUUUUGCUGUCAACUUUUUCAAAGAAGUGGACGAGUGCUCUCGGCCCAACCGUGGGGGCUGUGAGCAGCGGUGCCUCAACACCCUGGGCAGCUACAAGUGCAGCUGUGACCCUGGGUACGAGCUGGCCCCCGACAAGCGCCGCUGUGAGGCUGCCUGUGGCGGAUUCCUCACCAAGCUCAACGGCUCUAUCACCAGCCCGGGCUGGCCCAAGGAGUACCCGCCGAACAAAAACUGCAUCUGGCAGUUGGUGGCCCCCACCCAGUACCGUAUCUCCCUGCAGUUUGACUUCUUCGAGACCGAGGGCAACGACGUGUGCAAGUACGACUUCGUGGAGGUGCGCAGUGGACUCACAGCUGACUCCAAGCUGCACGGCAAGUUCUGUGGCUCUGAGAAGCCCGAGGUCAUCACCUCCCAGUACAACAACAUGCGCGUGGAGUUCAAGUCCGACAACACCGUCUCCAAAAAGGGCUUCAAGGCCCACUUCUUCUCAGACAAGGACGAGUGCUCCAAGGACAACGGCGGCUGUCAGCAGGACUGCGUCAACACCUUCGGCAGCUACGAGUGCCAGUGCCGCAGCGGCUUCGUCCUGCACGACAACAAACACGACUGCAAGGAAGCCGGCUGUGACCACAAGGUGACAUCCACCAGCGGCACCAUCACCAGCCCCAACUGGCCUGACAAGUACCCCAGCAAGAAGGAGUGCACCUGGGCUAUCUCUAGCACCCCCGGGCACCGGGUCAAGCUGACCUUCCUGGAGAUGGACAUUGAGUCCCAGCCCGAGUGUGCCUACGACCACCUGGAGGUGUACGACGGGCGUGACGCCAAGGCCCCAGUUCUGGGCCGCUUCUGUGGCAGCAAGAAGCCCGAGCCGGUCGUGGCCACGGGCAGCCGCAUGUUCCUGCGCUUCUACUCCGACAACUCGGUCCAGAGGAAGGGCUUCCAAGCGUCCCAUUCCACAGAGUGCGGAGGCCAGGUGCGAGCCGAGGUGAAGUCCAAGGAUCUUUACUCCCACGCCCAGUUCGGCGACAACAACUACCCCGGGGGCGUGGACUGCGAGUGGGUCAUCGUGGCAGAGGAAGGCUACGGGGUGGAGCUCGUGUUCCAGACCUUCGAGGUCGAAGAGGAGACGGACUGUGGCUACGACUACAUGGAGCUCUUUGAUGGCUACGACAGCACAGCCCCCAGGCUGGGGCGCUACUGUGGCUCAGGGCCCCCUGAGGAGGUGUACUCGGCGGGGGACUCUGUCCUGGUGCGGUUCCACUCUGAUGACACCAUCACCAAAAAAGGCUUCCACCUGCGCUACACCAGCACCAAGUUCCAGGACACACUGCACAGCAGGAAGUGACCGCUGCCCUUGCGCGUCGGCGGGGACAGGCGGGGACACCAGGCCUGCUGCCCCCAGUCACCUGGACCGGACGGUGGGGGCACCCCGUCCCCACCCCCCGAUGGUCUGGAUGAGGCUGACCUCAGGAGGCAGGGACUUGGACUCCUUCAUGAGCCACUUCCCCAGAUCCCUCCCCCACCCCUGGCCCUACCAGAGCAAGGGCCCAGGGCCAGGGAGCCAGAGCUUUCACUGAGACACUUGAAGUGGCCAUUCCUCUGUGGGGGCCGGCCGGUGGGGGAGGGUCUGUCAGCGGGACCCUCCUGCCCACCUCUGCGUGCUGGAUUGUGUAUAGCUGGUGCAUAUCUUCCUUGUAAUAUACAUGUCCCGGCCCUUCCCCAGCCUCCCUUGGUUUUAUUUUGAGCCCUCACUUCCCACCGUUUCCUGGGGCGUGAGUUUCCGUACGCGUCCCACAGGAGCACAGUGGGGAGAUGAAGGGGAAGGGUGGGGAAGGAGACAGGGCUUCUCUCAGGCCCAGUGGCUGGUCGGCCACACCAGGGCAUCCCAGCCAAUAAACCGAAAGUGUUAC
Messenger RNA from Eptesicus fuscus (big brown bat), 3790 nucleotides. It is a transcript of the gene BMP1, whose product is annotated as bone morphogenetic protein 1. Gene Ontology annotation, molecular function: metalloendopeptidase activity; calcium ion binding; zinc ion binding. Bases 256 to 3225 code for a protein of 989 amino acids. Lineage: Eukaryota; Metazoa; Chordata; Mammalia; Chiroptera; Vespertilionidae. The transcript is spliced from 20 exons. Gene Ontology annotation, biological process: proteolysis. The record is from RefSeq and is a predicted model, not a curated record.